Messenger RNA from Anopheles moucheti, 677 nucleotides. RefSeq lists its product as uncharacterized. The transcript is spliced from 5 exons. Lineage: Eukaryota; Metazoa; Arthropoda; Insecta; Diptera; Culicidae. Bases 96 to 635 code for a protein of 179 amino acids. The record is from RefSeq and is a predicted model, not a curated record.
CAAAAAACAGUCUGUGAACCGCACUCGUGCUUACUGUUGCAACAAAUAUCAACUUGUAAUCAUCGUAAAUCAAUAAUUAAUCUCAUCAAACGGUCAUGUCUGAUCCUGAAAUUGACAAUUUGAUUCCAGCGCUCGGGAACAAUAUUCCCUCACAAAACUGCCUGCAAGAGUUGCUCAGCACGGCUAUUGAGCUGGAAGCGAAUUGUUUGGAUAAGCAACAACAGCGACAAGAUGUAUCAAUGAAAUUAGAAGCGGUGCGCGCUAAAAUUCAACAAGUCAUCGAGAAAGAAAACGAGUUAAAACGAAACCGUGUACCGGAACAGCAUAAUCAAGGUGAUGUUCAAGAACAUUUAAAGAGUACAAAAGAACGAUUUACUAAACAGUUCAGUAGCCUGCAACGAAGUAUGGGUAUUUCUAUUGCUUGUGCACCGGAGCGGAAACAGUUUGAGAUUUCAUUUACCGAUGAUCAAAGAACAAAGGUUAAGCUUUCAUACAAUGAUAAAGGAAUAACUGUUGAUGAAAUGGAUCCAGCACAUCAAAACAUUGAAGCCAUACGGACGCACCUUCGCGAAACAGGAGACCUGGUGGGCUUUCUUUCUGUGCUGAGAAAAAAGCUAACGUACACUGCCGUCUGACCUUAUCGGAAGUAGGUGUUAGAAAAUAAAUAUGUUUAUUCA